CACGUUUUACAUUUGAGAUCACUCAAGACACUCUAUUUUGCUCUUAGCUUCUUUCCCCAUUCAACAGAAAUUCAUGUCUAGAAUAAUGCAUUUCAUGAACUUUCGUGCUGUUUUUAUGCUCUUAGGCUUUCUCUUAGUGGCAGUUGCCACUCACUUUUGUGCCAUGGAUUUGCAAGAAAUUGCCCAAAAGUUGAAUCUUGGAUCAACCAUAGCAUGCUCAUCAUACUUAGUGUUUUUUUUGGGUGUGCUCUAUUUCAUCAUGAACAGGCCAAGAAAUGUGUACUUGGUAGAUUUUGCAUGUUACAAGCCCAACUCUGAUCUGAUGUGCCCUACUGAGCUAUACUUGGAAAGGUCAAGAAUAGCCAAAGUUUUCACAGAGGAAAAUAUUUGUUUCCAGAAAAAGAUUUUGGAAAGAUCUGGACUGGGACAAAAGACAUAUUUCCCACAAUCCAUUAUGAGUUUGCCUGCUAAGCCUAGUUUGGCCCAGGCAGAGAAUGAGGCCAAAAUUGUCAUCUUUGGAUGCAUUGAUGAGCUGUUGGCUAAGACUGGGGUGGAAGGGAAGGAUAUUGGGAUAGUUGUGGUUAAUUGCAGUUUGUUUAGCUCAACCCCAACACUUUCUGCUAUGGUGGUUAACCACUACAAGCUUAAUAGCAAUGUGAAGAGUUUCAACCUUAGUGGCAUGGGCUGUAGUGCUGGACUCAUCUCCAUUGACCUUGCCAAACAUCUCCUGCAGGUAACACCGGACACGUGUGCAUUGGUGAUUAGCUUAGAGGUUCAGGCCCUCAAUGGGUACUACGGCAAUGACCGUUCCAUGUUGAUGUCCAACUGCAUAUUCCGUCUCGGCGGCGCGGCGGUCCUUCUGUCCAACCGCUCCUCCGACCGCCGCCGCUCAAAAUACAAGCUCGUCCACGCCAUUCGUACAAACAAGGGCGCCGAUGACAACAGCUACUCUUGCGUGUUCCUCAAGGAAGACGACGCCGGCCUUGUCGGCGUCUCACUCUCCAAAGACCUCAUGGCCGUCGCCGGAGAGGCUUUGAAGAUGAACAUCACCACGCUCGGCCCGCUCGUCCUCCCCGUCUCCGAGCAGCUCAUGUUCUUCCUCACGUUAGUCGCGAGGAAGCUGUUGGUAAAGAGUAAGAAAAAGAUCAAGCCAUAUAUCCCGGACUUUAAGCUCGCUUUCGAGCAUUUUUGCAUCCACGCUGGCGGGAAGGCGGUUCUCGACGCCAUCGAGAAGAGUCUAGAACUCGGUGAGUGGCACAUGGAACCUUCUAGAAUGACACUGUACAGGUUUGGGAACACUUCGAGUAGUUCUUUGUGGUAUGAGUUGGCUUACACGGAAGGUAAAGGGAGGAUCCGAAAGGGGGACCGGGUAUGGCAGAUAGCAUUCGGGUCGGGUUUCAAAUGCAACAGUACAGUUUGGCGGGCUUUGAAGAAUGUAAAUGCAGCCAAGGAGAAGAGCCCAUGGAUGGAUGAGAUUGACCAAUUUCCAGUACCAAAGAAUUUGACAUAAUUUUUUCUGUGAGGUGUAAUAAAUAAAAAUGAUACCUCCGAUCAUGCUGUAGUAAGUUUUUCAAUAUUAUUAUUCUGGUAUUCUCCUAAGAGAUGGGUAAUUAUCAGGUGUAAUCUUUAUUCUUUAGUUAUACUCUAAGUAUCUUGUAGAUACUCCUAAGUAUCUUAAAAUUCGUAUAGGUAGAAUUUGGAAGAUGGAUAAGAGCAAAUAUGAUAUUUUUGCCAGAUUUUUAUAGAUAAUGUAUGAGUGAUUUCCCUUUAUAAGGUAAAACAUUCAGAGUAACAGUUUUUCUUAAAUUUAUGUACAAUGUAUCAAU
This is a messenger RNA of Cuscuta epithymum, 1826 nucleotides long. The record is from the annotation of a GenBank genome assembly. Lineage: Eukaryota; Viridiplantae; Streptophyta; Magnoliopsida; Solanales; Convolvulaceae.